GUUCCCGCCCUUCAUUGCGUCGCCAGCAGAGUCGUUGGCCGCUCCGCGCACUCUUCUUGCCGCCGCCGUUGCGUACGCCGCGCCCAACCGAGGAGACCGUCGGACAGAGGCGAGCCGGUAGGGUCGCUUCAGCAGCUGCAACGGCCAGAAGAGAAAAAAAUUCGCGUGCUCCUUUCUUUCUUUUUAUUAAUCGCCGGCCGAAAUGCCUCGCGGAGAUCGGGAGAGCGAUUGGGUGAGUGAGAGGGAAAAGGAGCAGUUCCGCAAACUAUUCAUUGGCGGCUUAAGCUUUGAAACAACAGAAGAAAGUUUGAGAAGCUACUAUGAGCAAUGGGGAAAAUUAACAGAUUGUGUGGUAAUGAGGGAUCCUGCAAGCAAACGUUCACGAGGAUUUGGUUUUGUAACAUUUUCAUCUAUGGCUGAAGUUGAUGCAGCAAUGGCUGCCAGGCCUCAUUCAAUUGAUGGAAGAGUAGUUGAACCAAAAAGAGCUGUAGCCAGAGAGGAAUCUGGGAAGCCUGGAGCUCAUGUUACUGUAAAAAAAUUAUUUGUUGGUGGAAUUAAAGAAGACACCGAAGAACAUCACCUCAGAGACUACUUUUCAGAAUAUGGAAAAAUUGAUACAAUUGAAAUAAUUACAGACAGACAAUCUGGCAAAAAGAGAGGCUUUGGAUUUGUAACUUUUGAUGACCAUGAUCCUGUGGAUAAAAUUGUGUUACAGAAAUACCACACAAUCAAUGGACAUAAUGCAGAAGUAAGAAAGGCUUUAUCAAGGCAAGAAAUGCAAGAAGUUCAAAGCUCAAGGAGUGGAAGGGGAGGUAAUUUUGGCUUUGGAGAUUCACGUGGAGGUGGUGGAAACUUUGGUCCAGGACCAGGAAGCAACUUCAGAGGUGGAUCUGAUGGCUAUGGAGGUGGUCGUGGAUUUGGUGAUGGAUACAAUGGAUAUGGAGGGGGACCAGGAGGUGGCAAUUUUGGAGGCAGUCCUGGUUAUGGAGGAGGAGGAAGAGGUGGAUAUGGUGGAGGAGGACCUGGCUACGGCAACCAGGGUGGGGGCUACGGAGGUGGAUAUGACAACUAUGGAGGAGGCAAUUAUGGAGGUGGGAAUUACAAUGACUUUGGAAAUUAUAACCAACAGCCUUCAAACUAUGGUCCAAUGAAAAGUGGAAAUUUUGGUGGAAGUAGGAACAUGGGAGGACCAUAUGGUGGAGGAAACUAUGGUCCUGGUGGAAGUGGUGGAAGUGGGGGAUAUGGAGGGAGGAGUCGUUAUUGAACUUCUGUAAGCUUUUCAUGGGUGAAGUAAGUGAUGCUGUAGACAUUCUUUUGUGGCAUCUGGAAACUGUGGGGACCUCGAUGGGGAACAACAGACUUCAUCUGAACCCUGUAAGAUGGAGUGAUGGGGGCAGGCUCCUCUGCAUCCAGGAGUUUAUCAAUUUUGGUCUUGGAUCUUCACUAUCCCAGAUGGAGCCAGUAUAUAAUCUGGAGUCCUCCUAGAAUCAUGGUAGCUGUACUCUUUGUUCAAUUUUGUAUUGUGUGUCAUAAUGCCAUUGGAUAGGUUAUCGAUUACUCAUGACCAGGUUACUCCCAUUUUGACUACUGCAAUGAGCUCUACAUGGGGCUACUCUUGAAAAAGCUUCUGGAAGCUUCAGUUGGUACAGAAUGCAACUGCAUCAGCAAUCUUGGACACUCAAAGAAUGGUGCAUGUAACAUCUUUGCUGCAUGAGCUGCACUGGGAUCCAGUAUGCUUCUCAGUCCAGUUAAAGGUAUUGGUUAUGACCUUUAAAGCCCUACAUAGAGCCAGGUUACCUACACAGAUGUCUUUUUCCCAUUACAUCAGUCCUCCAACCUGUCAGGCAGGGAAGAUACAUUAUAGACCCUGUGGACCAAAUAAUUCUGACUAACGGGGUUCAGAAAGAGAGUUUUAUCUGCUGUAGCUUCUGUCUUCUGGAACAUUCUCCACCACCACCAUCCAGAAAUGAGGUCCUGUUUUCCUGGUCUUUUGGAAAGGUGUUAAUGAAUUAAUUAUGUUUUAAUAUUUAAUUUUAAUAAUCCUUGUCUUUUUGUAAAUCGUAUAUACUAUUUAAAUGUUUUAUUUGAGCACUACCCAAAAUUGAUCUCUGAGGGCAAUGAGUGGUUUCAAAAUUUGCCAAAUAAAUUGGGACAGAAAGAGAAAGCAAAGAGAAGCAUCUUCAAUUUGUCCUGUAGUAAAUGUGUAUUUUCUUAAAGUUCAUGCUCACGAAGGCAGCUAUUUUCCAAAUCAGUCCACUGGUCCAAAAAUAUUGUGCAUCUUUAGAGUAACACACUAGCUCAUUUGAAGUAAUAUCUAAACUGAAAACAGUUUCCAUAAGAACCUGCAACCUGAAUGCCUGUAUUAUUCAAAACAUAAUGCAUGCACAGCUAUAGCAAAUACUUUGAUGUACUGAGUAUUCAACUGCUGGCUCUUCCUCCUACUAGUAGUAAUCAUAGGUAAAGAAUUAAAUAUUUUGUCUGCUGUUUCUUUCUCCACAAUAUUCUACUACUAGAAUUGAUGGGAACUUAAAUCCUAAACUUCCAGAAAACUCCAGAUAUAUCUGCUCCAUAUAUACCUUCACCUGCAUCUUACCUAAGGUAAAAUUCAAGGAUGAAGUCAAAACCCUUUCUGAUUUAGCAGGGGACCUUUCUGCAUACAGCAUGAAAGCAAAAAUUAUCCCAUUGUCUCCUUUUCAGAGAUUGACAAUUACACAUUUUCUAACCCUAGAUGUUCCACAGAAGACUUUGUGGGUAGUCCAAACCGCCAUGAUUUUAACCAGUCUCCAUUUAGUAUUGCCUAAGUAGCAUCAAUUAUCCAUCAAAAGCAAUGAGUUUUGUAAGGCCGCUUCCAUUAUUUUACUUCCAAAUAAUAUUCAUAUUAACUGACUACAGCAGGUGGCAGCAUCUGACUGAUCUUGGUUGGUCUGAGAAAUAAGACUGGUUGGACCUAUUUGGUACUUGAUUGGGUUCCAGCUAGCACUUCCAGGGCUCCUCAUUAGAUACCCAAACAUUUUUACAGUGAUUUUUAUAUAUAAUUUUUGGUAGUAACUAAAUUCCAUCCUAAACUGACUAGUUACAGCAGUAAUCUUCUACAGGUUUUAGAGAGAGAACUUGGUAUCUUCCAGACACUAUGUCUCAAUUUUCUAUUUCUUAACUGCAUACUCCUUGGACUUUUCUUCUUGUGGCCAUCAUAAGGAGAAAAUUCGAUGAAUAUAUACAAAUGUAAUCACUAAUCCUUGCAACAGCAAAAAAGUAUACUAUACUAUUGUGUUCAUUUUAUGUGAGACAAUACAAUACAAUGCAGUUUUGGGGUCUGUGGGAAGAAAGACUGCACAUUCACUGACAUAAAUCAGCCUAUUUUGAAGAUUUUGUUUUUACUCGUGAUUUAUAUUAAAGGCGCCUUUCUAAAAUCUCUUGAGAUUUUUGCUUCUUUGGUUAGUAAAAAUUGUGCUAUCCUUUAUGAUUUAAUGUAGGCAACAUCUGGAAAGUUGAUUCCCCCUGGUUUUCUUUUUUCUCUCACUAAUCAUCCCUGGCUGCCAGGAACACACACACGACACAAACAUUUCCUAAAUGUGAGGUGGGACAAGUAUAGGCAUGUGUCUUUAAUUGCUGGUGUAGCCAGUGGUGGAAUUCAACCAGUUUGCAACACUUUGGGAGAACCGGUUGUUAACUUUCUGAACUGGUUGUUGGAAGAAAUCAUUAGGACAGAGAACUGUUGUUAAAUUAUUUGAAUCCCACCACUGGGUGUAGCUAUCUGUUAAGUUAUCCUGUAAUGGAUUCCGGGGAACCUCUCAGUUGGGCUAUUUCUGAACACUGACAUGUCAAAGGACAAAGGAAGCUUUGUGAGGAGCAUAAGACCUUCUGCAUCUUCUCUUUCUCUCCAUAUCCUUCUAUUCCUCUGACUGGUCUGUCAGACUAAAAAGUGCAAAAGAAGGAUGUAGGAUAAAAUGAUGGCCACUAUCAGUAGUGAGCAAGUAUCAUAUUGAUUGUACAUCAUCAAUUUAUGCUGGCAAUGGCAAUAUUGACAGCAAACAAGCACAGCAAGAAAUACAUACAAAUUUCUUGGGAUUUGGCAAAAUGGAGUAGUGAUAGGCAAAUUUUGCAACAUCAUCAAAAUAAUAAAACUAGUUUAAACUAUUGCUACAGAGAAACUCAGAUGGCCAGAAGCAGUGGAAAA
This is a messenger RNA of Thamnophis sirtalis, 4177 nucleotides long. It is a transcript of the gene HNRNPA2B1, whose product is annotated as heterogeneous nuclear ribonucleoprotein A2/B1. Gene Ontology annotation, cellular component: catalytic step 2 spliceosome. Gene Ontology annotation, biological process: mRNA splicing, via spliceosome; mRNA transport. Gene Ontology annotation, molecular function: mRNA 3'-UTR binding; single-stranded telomeric DNA binding. The record is from RefSeq and is a predicted model, not a curated record. NCBI's taxonomy places the organism in Eukaryota, Metazoa, Chordata, Lepidosauria, Squamata, Natricidae.